GGCGCUGAGAUUCUCCAGUCCCGGCCGCUCAGCGGGCUUGGUGGGCUCAGCUGCGGCGCCUAAGCCGGGAAAUGACCCUGCCCGGGGGCCCGACGGGUAUGGCGCGGCCCGGGGGCGCGGGACCUUGCAGCCCCGGGCUUGAGAGGUCACAGCGCCGGAGUGUCGGGGAGCUGCGCCUGCUCUUCGAGGCACGCUGUGCCGCGGCCGCUGUUGCAGCCGCCGCAGGGGAGCCCCGGGCCCGCGGGGCCAAGAGACGUGGGGGGCAGGUCCCCAACGGGCUUCCGCGGGCUUCCCCGGCCCCAGUGAUCCCGCAACUGACUGUAACGGCUGAGGAACCGGACGUGCCGCCGGCCAGCCCCGGGCCUCCGGAACCAGAGGGCGGCAUGCUCCCGACCGCGGGCUUGUCGCACCUGCAGCAGCCGCGCCGCCUUUCCACCUCGUCCCUCUCCUCCACUGGCUCCUCGUCGCUGCCCGAGGACUCGGAGGAUGAUCUGUUGAGCGACAGCGAGAGCCGGAGCCGCGGCAACGUGCAGCUGGAAGCGAGCGAGGACGCGGGUCAGAAAAGCCACUGGCAGAAGAUCCGGACCAUGGUGAAUCUGCCUGUCAUGAGCCCUUUCAAGAAGCGCUACUCGUGGGUGCAGCUGGCGGGGCACACAGGAAGUUUCAAGGCGGCGGGCGCCAAUGGGCUGAUUCUGAAGCGCAGCUCAGAGCCGGAACGCUCCUGCCUAGCGCGGCUAAUGGCCGAUGCGCUGCGCGGCUGCGUGCCCGCCUUCCACGGUGUGGUGGAGCGCGACGGCGAGAGCUACCUGCAGUUGCAAGACCUGCUCGACGGCUUCGACGGGCCCUGCGUGCUCGACUGCAAGAUGGGAGUCAGGACUUACUUGGAGGAUGAGCUGACCAAGGCUCGAGAGCGACCCAAGCUGCGGAAGGAUAUGUACAAGAAGAUGCUGGCUGUAGACCCCUCGGCGCCCACGGAGGAGGAGCAUGCACAGCGCGCAGUCACCAAACCGCGCUACAUGCAGUGGCGAGAAGGUAUCAGCUCCAGCACCACGCUUGGCUUCCGCAUCGAGGGCAUCAAGAAAGCUGACGGCUCCUGCAGCACUGACUUCAAGACUACGAGAAGCCGGGAACAGGUGAUUCGCGUCUUCGAAGAGUUUGUGCAAGGAGACACGGAAGUACUGAGGAGGUAUCUGAAUCGCCUGCAGCAGAUCCGGGACACCCUGGAGGUCUCUGAAUUCUUCAGGAGGCAUGAGGUGAUCGGAAGCUCUCUGCUCUUCGUGCAUGACCACUGCCAUCGCGCCGGUGUGUGGCUCAUCGACUUCGGCAAGACCACGCCCCUCCCAGACGGCCAGACGCUAGAUCACAGGCUGCCCUGGGAGGAGGGCAACCGCGAGGACGGCUAUUUGCUGGGGUUGGACAAUCUCAUUGGCAUCCUGGCCAGCCUGGCCGAGAGAUGA
Messenger RNA from Orycteropus afer afer, 1457 nucleotides. It is a transcript of the gene ITPKA, whose product is annotated as inositol-trisphosphate 3-kinase A. Gene Ontology annotation, cellular component: cytoplasm; nucleus. The record is from RefSeq and is a predicted model, not a curated record. Gene Ontology annotation, molecular function: inositol tetrakisphosphate kinase activity; inositol-1,4,5-trisphosphate 3-kinase activity. Lineage: Eukaryota; Metazoa; Chordata; Mammalia; Tubulidentata; Orycteropodidae. Gene Ontology annotation, biological process: inositol phosphate biosynthetic process.